AUGCGCGUGGUUCUUUCGGCCGGAUAUGAUUCGGUCAAGAUCAACGGCCACGACGUGUACGCUGUCUACGACCCUGCGCGCGUAACCAUCUUGUACUUCAAGGACGUUGGCACAGGCUUGAUUGCCGCGUUUUCGAGCUCUGGACCCUCGUGCGCCCCGGCCACGCACGCCGUUGCAGGUGACCCGCGGCCGCCCUACCCUGGAGCAGGAGACCGCGGGCAUGUCGACGCGCUCGAGCAGCAUGCUAGCACGCAGCUGCUGUUUGCCGGGCAGGAGCGCGAGAGGCAGCGCCAGGAGCGCGAGCGAGUCAAGCGCCUGCAGGCCGACCUGGCUGAGCGGGCGAGGCAGCGCCAUCGUGGUUGGGGUGCGGUCGUUGAGCUGCUGGCCGUUGGGGGUUGCUUGGCCGUUGUCGCGGCGUUGUUGCGGUUGCCGCGCCGUCAGGGCUAG
This is a messenger RNA of Prorocentrum cordatum, 447 nucleotides long. NCBI's taxonomy places the organism in Eukaryota, Dinophyceae, Prorocentrales, Prorocentraceae. The record is from the annotation of a GenBank genome assembly.